CCAUCGUCGCCCUGCUUCAUCCUUGCCCUGUUUCACUUCGCUCUGCUCUCUGCUCUCUGCUUUGCCACCAACCAACCGCAUCGCCAUGGCCCCGCUGCACGGAUCUGCGCUUGUCCCCGUUCGCCUUUCAACCCUCAGCACCGACAAUCACCUCGCCUCGUAUCUCGCCCUUAUUCGCCAUGCUGCUGCCCAGACAUCGGACCGUCUGUGCAUCUGCCUCGACUGCCCCGAGAUUCCUGCCUCUCAGCAUCGGCCAGUGACGAUCCACGAGGCCCUCCACGCAGUGCUCUCGGCUCUGUACAUUGCCGCAUCCGAGGCUGCGUAUCGCUCAGGGCAUCUGCUGCUCUCGGUCGAUGUGGUCUUUCUCGGAUGGUGUGGAUACGACCCAUCCGAUGCCGACUGGGAUGUGGCCAUCGGAUUCGAAGCAGACCGAGAAUGCAUCGCCAACACCUCCAUACCCUUCCAAAUCUAUGAGCCGCCGCCCUCCGAAACAAAUCUUAAGCACCUCGCUGAUCUUUCGAGAAAAUCCCAGUCGUCUCGACCCGAAAUCUACACCCAGGUGGCCGUCGGCGGAACCUUUGAUCAUUUGCAUAGCGGACAUAAGGUGCUCCUGACGAUGGCCUGCUGGAUCGCUCGAGACCGCCUUGUCUGUGGUGUUGUCGACCCAACACCUGAGCGACUGCAACGCAAGAUGGCCAGCCAGUAUAUGGAGCCAACCCGGAUUCGCAUCCACAACGUUCGGCGGUUUUUGACGACCAUCCGCACCGGCUCGGCCAUAGCUUUCGAUGUUGUCCCGAUUGUCGACGAUCUGGGGCCGACCCGAUACGAGUCCGGUCUGGAAGCGAUUGUUGGAUCCAAAGAAACAGAGAAGGGGUGCGAAAUGGUAAACUCGGUACGGCUUGAAAACGGACUAAAGCCGCUCGACAUCUUCAUCAUCGACCUGAUCUCGCCGGAUGGCAGUGUCGACGAUAUCGCCCUCAAGAUUAGCUCAUCCUUCAUCCGCCAGCACCUGCAAGAGCAAGCCUCACAAGUCAAGCCGUAAAUGGCCGUGGCUCUCACGCAAAAAUACUGCCAUCUCCCACGAUGGCAUACAUGCAAACAUAACGAAACGACUCGAGCCAUGCGUCAUCAAUACGAACGACAUCCAUCAUACCGAUGUUUUGCUCGAGUGACAACCCGAGCAAGCAGCCCCGUUGCAGCUUAUCUCAGGCGUUGCGUCCUGCACCGGCUCUCUUGUCAUGGUGAGACAAAGAUGAAAAGCAAUACAUCACCGUUUAGACAACUAGAUACCGAGCACACCAGGCAGCCAGUCUACUUGCAUCGUUGACCCCACAGCGUCUGCGCCGCCUCGAUGCGGUUAAGCACGCUCGAUGGGCCGUACCCGAGGUAGUCAAGAAGGACUGUUUCCUGGAGCCUCUCGACCAAGACCAAGACCGCGACGAAUGUCUGCCGCAGGCUCUCGCAGCCCAGAACCGUGUAUGGAUUUGCCUUCGAUCUGACGAGCCGCGACAUCCGGCGGCAUGUGAGCAAUACAAC
Molecule: messenger RNA, 1536 nt
Organism: Polychytrium aggregatum
Lineage: Eukaryota; Fungi; Chytridiomycota; Chytridiomycetes; Polychytriales
Exons: 4
Coding region: 86-1042 (318 amino acids)
Biological process (GO): coenzyme A biosynthetic process
Molecular function (GO): dephospho-CoA kinase activity
Source: RefSeq, a predicted model, not a curated record